Oryzias latipes (Japanese medaka) is the source of this 1924-nucleotide messenger RNA. RefSeq lists its product as uncharacterized. Lineage: Eukaryota; Metazoa; Chordata; Actinopteri; Beloniformes; Adrianichthyidae. Gene Ontology annotation, molecular function: ubiquitin protein ligase activity. Gene Ontology annotation, biological process: protein ubiquitination. The record is from RefSeq and is a predicted model, not a curated record.
ACUUGUUUGACUUCCUCCUUGGAGCUGUUCUUAAAAAGCGCAGCAGCACCGGUCACAUUUUCCAGCUUUCAGCACAGCAGCAACUUCACUUUGAAGCAGCCAAGCAGUCCGACCUUGCUUUUGUACUGAAAGGGUCUUCCUGUCGUUGCGACCUGGCACCAUGUUUCCAAACGAGGAUCUGGAGUGCAUCGUCUGCUGCUGCGAAUACUCCCGCAGCAACCGCGUCCCGCGGCUCCUCCACUGCAACCACGCGUUCUGCACACCUUGCCUGGAAAAAAUAUCCAUCCUGGAGGGGCCGCUCUGCACCGUCACCUGCCCCUUGUGCCGCUGGAUCACCUGCACCAGCGCCAGGCUGACGCUGCCCGGCUCCCUGUGGGUCAACACUGAGAUCUGGGACCAGCUGCCCAACCAGCCUGAGGACAGUGACGAGGACUCUACCCAGAAAGACACAGAGAUGAAGGACAGUCCGUCCACAAAUUCCCAGUCAAGGCAGUCUGGUUUGAAGGGAAAAUUUGAAAACCUGCGGCGAGUCUUCAAAGGCGGCGUGAAGCAGCAACAAAGACACAACUGCUGAGCGCGCCGCCGCAGCUGGAACCACCUGAAGGACUAUCAUCAAAACCUUAUGGAUAAUCACGCCGGCGAAGGCUGGCGUGCUGAACAGCUACCGGAGACGACUUGUUUUCUGGAGAUCUUCAGACAAGGAGGACAUGUUGGUACACAUGACCGGCGCACACCCACAUAUGUUCGGCCAUAAAAAGUUUUACAGUCUAGAACUUCACUGUUCUGGACUGUCUGUGACUGCAUUUUUCUACGUAAUCCAAUAAUUUAUUGUAAAUAUUGUCUGAUUUAUAUAGACGCUGCUUGUUCCUUUGUGAAUCGUGUUGUCAGAUGUGAUCUAAGGUCUAAUCCAAAACAAGAGGAACUGGAGGAUCUCACUUUAUUGAUCAAAGAAUCCGCUUUAUUUUCUGCUGGAUGGUCUUUAUGUACAUUUUUAAGUUAAAUAACAAACAUCUGUGAAGGAAGUGGGACAUGAAGAAAUAUUUCUGACAUGCUCAAACGUAUUACCGAUUCAAAUGGUCUCAUACUGGAUUAUCUAAACACUUAUGUGACUAAUUCUGAACAGAAAACAAAUUCAGAUUAUUUACAAUAAAUUCUGUUUUUAUUUAAACUGAUGUUCCUACAAAUUCAAAUGUAAAAAGUCAACAUUGUUUGCAUGUUUAAUGUUUGACAAACAGGAAUGAGGCUGACAUAUUAAAUGUUUGUAGUCCUUUAAUGGAAUCACUAAGUUUACUAUGACCUUCGUAAAUCUUCUCAUGUCAGGAAUUUGAACUGUAAACAACUCUAAAAAGAUUCCUUUGAAAGACUUUUUACUAGAUGAAGAAAACGUGUUACCUCCUUUCCAGUCGCAUAGAAGCCUUUUUAAGGAAACUGGAAGUUAGUCACAUGAGUUUAAUGAUGAUUAAUGAAAGGAAAGGAUAGAAUUUACAAGAAAAUAUAUGCCGGCCUAACUGGUUUUGUUGAGUUGUGUGCUAAAGUAUCAAUAAGAAACCAAGUUCCUGCUCUGGUUUGUAUGCGUACGCUGUCACUGUCUUGUAAUCUGAGUCUAUGAAGGUCACAAAUACAAUUGUAGGAGGAACAGGAAACUUCACAUCAGGAGCAUUGGACAGAGUUUUUAGGAAUUGUUGGAAGUACGAGCCGUGAAUCUGGACAUCCUGGACCAGCAGGAGCAGAGCUGAUGGGACAGAUAACAAUGUCUGCAAUGCUUAACACCACCAUUAAAAAGGGAUCCUGACCCUAAUGAUUCUGAUGGCUUUGGUGGCCAAAGAAGGUAAACAUGUGGUCGUUUGGUGUGAAAGCUGUGAAAAGAUUGUCCUGAUUUCAGCUCUCAGUCGAAUCAAAUCUGUAAAUAAAAACAAGUAAAUGU